Molecule: messenger RNA, 345 nt
Organism: Hyposmocoma kahamanoa
Lineage: Eukaryota; Metazoa; Arthropoda; Insecta; Lepidoptera; Cosmopterigidae
Exons: 3
Coding region: 55-240 (61 amino acids)
Source: RefSeq, a predicted model, not a curated record
CUAAAAUUUAACCUCAAAAACAAGUGUCAGUUCGAAUUUUCACGAGAAAAUAGUAUGCCGCUUGGAAAAUUCGGGAAAAUUACUCUUUCGUGGGUAAUUAUAACAGUAACGAGUCUCUCACUGUUUGUGCUGUCGAAGAACUCCAUAAAUGACCGCCGUAUUGAGAAUAUGAAAGCACGGGAGCGCAUGCGCAGGUCCAAUAUUGGAGAAUACGAAAACCUGUACAGGAAGACUGCGUGACAUAACAAAUAAACAAUGGCGGUCCCUCAACUGGAUCCCGCGAAGCUGCAGCUCGUUCAAGAAUUGGAAAUUGAGAUGAUGUCAGACAUGUACAACCGGCUUGUC